Molecule: messenger RNA, 2005 nt
Organism: Eupeodes corollae
Lineage: Eukaryota; Metazoa; Arthropoda; Insecta; Diptera; Syrphidae
Exons: 7
Coding region: 267-1904 (545 amino acids)
Source: RefSeq, a predicted model, not a curated record
CAAAAGUCUAUAUAGGAUGUUGGUUCAGUGUGUUAGUGGUUAUUAUUUGCAUGUAUGUAGCCAUUUGCGUGUGUAUCUCUGUUUAAUUUUAUGAGAUAUCUGUUCGCUGUUACACGACAUCUGUUUUAAUAGCUCUUUCUUCAUUUCAUUCCACCAACGUUGCUCGUUCUGUUCGGUUCGGUGUUUGGUCUUGAGCUAAGCUUUUUGUGCGUUGUGUGGGGUGCAUAUUACCUAUAAACAAGGGAAGAAAAGAAAAGGUUACAAACAUGUACAAUAAUUACAGUGAUGUUGGCUCUGAGUCUGUUGUUGAUAUUUUUAAAGAAGAAAUUAGAGAUGUGGAUGAGCUUGUGUUUGAAAAUGAUUUAAGAGAUCUCAUUUGUUUACAAUUUGGUUUUUGUGAAGAUGUUUAUGCGCGAUUAGUUGAAUGCGGAUUGGACGUAGAAAGCCUGUUAUUGAUAAAAGAAGAUGACUUGAAGGAAAUUUUCCCUACAAAAAUGUUAGGAACAAGAAUUAAAUUUCGUUCACGAAUUUUUCCAUGGCAACAAAGAUUAGGGGUUCAAAGGAUGGCUCAGUCAAUUCGAACUUCUAGAAUGGUAUCAACAUCGCCAAGAGUAACCAGGACUGUAACAUCACCACCACCACCAUCAAGAACUAUAAGUACAAGAGUUUCAUCACCUCCAGCGACACCUAAAAAUAAUAGUACUGAUAUAAACUCAUUGUAUAAUCUUCUACAAUCUUCACCAAAAGGACGAAUUAUUUUGAAAUUCUUUGAAGACAAUUCUAAAAUAUUAGAUGAUCAUAGAGUUUCUUUAGUUAAUAUUAUUGUAGAUCACUUUAAAGAUAGGCAACUUGCCAUGAAUAUGAGUGAUAUAGUUCGUUAUACAGCAGAAAUAGGAGCUCUAUUUCCAACAGAAGAAAUGAGAUACUAUUAUAGUACUAGGGGAAAAGGACUUAAUCCAAUGGGUAAACUCUACGACAAAGCUAUCAAUGCAAGGAGGAAGAUCAAAAAAACAGGUCCAGACGGCGUUGUUGUUAACAAUAACAAUAAAUCUACUAAUAAUGAUUUCGAGUCAUUUGUUGCAAGUAAAGAAGAGUUAGAAAAAAAAGCCUGGCUGUCCCAAAACAUAGAACCGUGGGAAGAUGUUGUAAAUGUUUGGAAACAAACUUUCAGAAUACGAAGAGCUGACAUUUUAAAGGGAGAAAACAUUUUGGAAAACUGGCCGCUCUUUCAAAACUCAAUGGGUUAUAACUUGAUCGACAUUGAUUUUGUUGAACUUUUUCCGGAUAGCCCUGCAGAUAUUUUAGAUGAAUGGCCAAUUUUUAGAGAAAGUAUUGUACCCUAUCUAAGAGAGAGGAUAAAGGAUCCAGACUCAAAGGAAUUGCUGGAAAGAUUAAAUGAUGAAAUGUCGCAAGAUUCAAAAGAUUGUACAAUAUUAUUUCUCCUCCAUGCGGUUAUAAAACCACCUUUACUAUCGACAAAACUACUCUCACCCGAAGGUGGUAAUAAAAGACGCAAAUGGAAACCAUCUAUUUCUGAUGCAAGAAAUGCAACUAUAUUGCACUGCAUCAGCAUGGAUGACUUUUAUAUAAAAUUUGAAAAUCUUCAAUCGGAAGCUGCUCAAAAAAACAAAGUUAUACAACCACAGCUAAUGGUUAUUGGUGAAAAUCUCACAAAACUCAAGGGAUUCUAUGUGAUGUAUGAUUGCAUUCUCUAUAAAGUACAGUCUUUUGUUAAAUCACUUGAUAUCUUAUUGAAAUUUUACUAUGUUAUGAAUUUGGAAUUUCGUCUUGAAGCAAAGUAUAUUUAUGAACUUAUUGAGAGUUAUUUUUUCAAAAUUAAAAUUUCAUCUAAUCCUAAUAUAAUUGGCUUGACUAAUUAUCUAAAUGAUUGUAAAUCAAAAUAAUUUUAGCCUUUGUAUUUACUUACUUGAUAGUUUAAGUAUUUAGUAUGGAAUUAAUAUGACAUAUUGUUAUAAAAAUUAUUAAAUUUUAUUAAUAAUUAUUU